Molecule: messenger RNA, 408 nt
Organism: Endocarpon pusillum Z07020
Lineage: Eukaryota; Fungi; Ascomycota; Eurotiomycetes; Verrucariales; Verrucariaceae
Exons: 2
Coding region: 1-408 (135 amino acids)
Source: RefSeq, a predicted model, not a curated record
AUGGCAACGCUAUUCUUCCCCUGGAAAGACCCAGCAUACCACGGCGAUGAUGUAGCAUUUUGGAUUGCAGCAACUCUAACAACCAUUUUCGCUGCCUUCGCCGCGCCCGUAGCGUCCGCUGUCGCUGUGAGUUUUGUCGGUGCUGGUGCCUUUAUGGCAGCUGGGAACACUUAUCAAUUUCAGUCUAUUCCCGAGGAUACCAAGGUCAACGCAACUGAUAAUGCUGAAUUCGUGCCUCAGGAUAUGAUAGGUCCCAAAGAGAAGCUCGGACUAUCCGAGGUCUGGUUGACCGUUUUUGGAGUGCUUAUGAAAAAGCCGCAGACAGGGGGCCCAGAUGAAAGCCAUGUUAUGGAGAAGGCGCAUGUGGUUUGUCGGGCUCCGAGGACCCUGCCUCCGAAGCAAGAGUGA